AUGAGGCUGUCAAGUGAAGACGACGUUCUGCAUCGUUCGAGCCCAGGAACGCCCGCGGAGAUGCGCCAGACCUCCCAAGCAACCGUCGUCGACCCAGCGCUCAUUAGGCCCUCAGUUUAUUACAACGAUGGUCCGUUCGACGCCCCAGGCAGCUCAGACGAGGAGGCAGAGUCCUUGUUGGAUGACGACGACAAGGACAGGCCUGACUCGCCUGGCAUGGCUGAGCUGGGGCUAGGAAGUGCCAGAAGCACUGUCGACGGACGCAGCAUGCGAUCCCCACUCAAGCAGGGCACAUCUGCGUCGCUUCGCUGGCUCAUUAUUGGGCUGGUGGGCCUUGUCGGCCUUGCUGUCGGCAUUGGCUUCAUCGCCGCUGUCACUUACACGGACGCUCCUUUGGUUCAGGGCUUGCGCAAACUCACGAUGGAUCAUAUCUUCAACGGGACAUUCUCGGCUCGAACGACGCAGCUGAACUGGGUACCCGAAGGGUUGCGCAAGAUUACUAUGGACCACAUAUUUAACGGCACCUUCUCCCCUCAAUCCACGUCCCUUCACUGGAUUCCUGAGGCUGGAGACGGCGUUUUCUCAGUGUCAACAGACGGGUCAAUCAACCUGGUCUCACUGAGCACCAAUUCGACAAGGAAACUUGUCGACCUUGCGGACAUCAGGGAUGAACAAGGAAAUCCACUCGCAAUCGCGGAUUGGAAAGUGUCACCAGACAUGCACCACAUUCUCGUUAAAGCCGACUACCGCAAGCAAUGGCGCCAUUCGAGCUUCGGGAACUACUACGUUCACAACCUCGAAACCAAGCAAACCUGGCCUAUCAUCCCACCUUCCAGCCCCUCCAAGACCGCGUACGCAACAUGGUCCCCCACGGGAGAAGCCAUUGCCUAUGUCGUAGAGAAUGACCUCUAUGUCAUCCCUACCGCCGACCCCUCCGCCGAGCAUAUUCGCGUCACCACCACCGGGAACGCGACCUUCUUCCACGGUGUACCCGACUGGGUGUACGAGGAGGAAGUCUUCAGCGGCGACCACGCCCUCUGGUUCUCCCCCGACUCGAGCAAGAUCGCUUUCUUGUCCUUCGACGAGACUGAGGUCCCAGAGUUUACUUUCCCGAUCUACAACCCCACUGAGGAUGCUACGACUGUUAACCCCUAUACCACCGAGGUGGUCAUGAAGUACCCUAAGCCUGGCUACCCCAACCCAAUCGUCUCGGUGCACGUCUUCGACUUAGAGCGCUAUCUCAACGAGCACGAAGGCUCCGGCGGGCCCGACGGCACCGAAGUCCUCACCCUCGACUGGCCCAACCGCCAAGCCGCCAACAACAGCGUCAUCAUGGAAAUCGCCUGGCUCUCCAACUCGUCGUUGAUCGUCAAGGAGGUGAACAGGAAUGCUGAUGACGGGCAUGCUAUUUUGUUCGAUUUGUCGAAUGAGGAGAGUGUUAGGGCGAGGGCUACGGGACAGAUUGUGAGGAAGCUGGGCAAGGAUGGGGAGCAGGGUGAUGAUGGGUGGAUUGAUGCUGACCAAGCGAUCUAUCCUCUGUAUCUUCCUGAUGGUGAGGACGCGUACCUCGAUAUCGUACCCAGCAAGGACGGCUUCAACCACAUCGCUCUCUUCCGCCCGGCUACCUCCAGCGAACCCCAAUGGCUCACCACCGGUGACUGGGAAGUUACCGGCCUGAUUCGAGCUGUCGAUACCAAGAAGGGUUUGGUAUAUUUCACUGCUGCCAAAUCUGAGAGACAAGCGUCGAUCGAGCGACACCUCUUCUCUGUUCCUUUGCCGCUUGAUGGAUCUACGCCUGUUGCAACGGAUAGUCCUACGCCUUUGACGGAUAUCACUAAGCCUGGGUACUAUGGUACCUCGUUCUCGCCCCAGGCUGGGUACUAUGUCUUGACCUAUAGUGGACCGAGUGUGCCGUGGCAGCGGGUUAUCCAGGUCGACAACUCUUCCUUUGAGUAUGUAUUGAAUACCAAUGAUCGAUUGAAGGCUGUCGAUGCGGAGUACGAGUCUCCUAUCGUCACUUAUUCCACUCUUAUGAGCGAUGGAUAUGAACUCAACGUCAAAGAAACCCGACCUCCCAAAUUCGACGACUCGGGCCGCACCAAAUACCCCGUCCUCUUCUACGUCUACGGCGGGCCCUUCUCUCAACAAGUCGACGCGCGCUGGCCCCGCACCGCCUGGAGCAACUACCUCGCCGCCGGCCUCGGCUACAUCGUCGUCUCGGUCGACGGACGUGGUACCGGCUACAAGGGCCGCAAGCUGCGCAAUCCUGUCAAGAACAAUUUAGGUUUCUUUGAGACGAUUGAUCAGAUUGAAGCUGCGAGGCAGUAUGUGAGGAAGCCGUAUGUUGAUUCGAAGAGGAUUGGGAUUUGGGGGUGGAGUUAUGGUGGGUUUAUGAGUUCGAAGGUUGUGGAGGCGAAUGAGGGGGUGCAUACGUUGGCUAUGGCUGUUGCUCCUGUAACGAGCUGGCUGUUGUACGACACGAUCUACACCGAGCGCUACAUGAACCUCCCGGCUCUCAACCCCGGCGGCUACGUCAAUGCGUCCAUCUCGAAUGUCACCGGCUUCCACAAUGUCGACUACCUCCUUGCCCAUGGUAGCGGAGACGAUAACGUCCACUACUCCAACUCGGCCCAUCUAUUGGAUAUGUUUACCCAGGCGAAAGUUAGGAAGUAUAGAUUUAGGAUGUUUACUGAUAGUGAUCAUAGCAUUGCUAGACGUGGAGCCAACCGGGAGGUGUAUGAAUACCUUACCGCGUUCUUGGAAGAGAAGUGGGGUAAGGGGCCCAAGAGGAGGGGUUAG
This is a messenger RNA of Coprinopsis cinerea okayama7#130, 2799 nucleotides long. RefSeq names its product dipeptidyl-peptidase and tripeptidyl-peptidase. Gene Ontology annotation, biological process: proteolysis. Gene Ontology annotation, molecular function: dipeptidyl-peptidase activity; serine-type endopeptidase activity. The transcript is spliced from 12 exons. The record is from RefSeq and is a predicted model, not a curated record. Bases 1 to 2799 code for a protein of 932 amino acids. Lineage: Eukaryota; Fungi; Basidiomycota; Agaricomycetes; Agaricales; Psathyrellaceae.